AUGGAGCCUCUCCCUCCCACCAAACAAAUUAAUAAUAAUCUCAAUCUUGCCAAGCCUUCUUCUCUCCAUGUCGAAACCCAACCUCUUGAACCAAGUCCUCUCCGUAAGAUCAUGGUGGUUGCAUCCAUCGCAGCCGGUGUUCAAUUCGGCUGGGCCCUACAACUCUCUCUUUUAACUCCCUACGUCCAGCUGCUCGGUAUCCCUCAUACCUGGGCCGCAUACAUUUGGCUCUGCGGCCCAAUUUCCGGUAUGCUUGUGCAGCCUAUAGUCGGUUACCACAGCGACCGUUGUACUUCCCGCUUCGGCCGUCGUCGUCCGUUUAUUGCUGCCGGCUCAAUCGCCGUCGCUAUUGCCGUUUUCUUAAUCGGCUACGCCGCUGAUCUCGGCCAUUCCUUCGGCGACAACCUCGACAAAAAAGUCCGUCCCCGAGCAAUUGGAAUCUUCGUCGUUGGAUUCUGGAUUCUCGACGUCGCUAACAAUAUGCUUCAGGGACCAUGCCGUGCACUUCUCGGCGACCUCUGCGCCGGUAACCAGCGAAAAACGAGAAACGCAAACGCGUUUUUCUCGUUCUUCAUGGCGGUUGGUAACGUCCUCGGCUACGCCGCCGGUGCUUACAGUAAACUCUACCACGUGUUUCCGUUCACCAAAACGAAAGCAUGCGAUGUUUACUGUGCAAACCUGAAAAGCUGUUUCUUCCUCUCCAUCGCGCUUUUAACAGUUUUAGCCACUUCUGCACUGAUCUACGUGAAGGAAACUCCACUUUCUCCAGAGAAAACCGUUGUGACUGCCGAAGACGGUGGUUCAAGCGGUGGCAUGCCGUGUUUUGGGCAGUUAUCUGGUGCUUUCAAGGAACUAAAGAGACCCAUGUGGAUCUUAUUAUUGGUGACGUGUCUUAACUGGAUUGCAUGGUUUCCUUUCUUGUUGUUUGAUACUGAUUGGAUGGGGAAAGAGGUUUAUGGAGGAACGGUUGGGGAAGGUCAUGCGUAUGAUAUGGGUGUGCGCGCGGGCGCUUUAGGACUCAUGUUAAACUCCGUCGUUUUAGGUGCCACGUCACUGGGUGUUGAUAUCUUGGCGCGUGGAGUUGGGGGCGUGAAGAGGUUGUGGGGAAUUGUUAAUUUCUUGCUCGCAAUUUGUUUGGGUUUAACCGUUUUGGUUACUAAAUUAGCCGAACAUUCACGACAAUACGCCCCUGGUACCGGCGGCCUCCAAGACCCUCUUCCACCUUCCGGCGGUAUCAAGGCCGGCGCGUUAACUCUCUUCUCCGUUCUCGGGAUUCCACUCGCGAUUACUUACAGCAUACCCUUUGCUCUAGCAUCUAUAUUCUCCAGCACCUCAGGGGCAGGCCAAGGGUUAUCUCUAGGAGUUCUUAAUCUUGCAAUUGUCAUACCACAGAUGUUUGUCUCUGUUUUGAGUGGACCAUGGGACGCUCUGUUUGGAGGUGGUAACCUGCCGGCGUUUGUGGUGGGUGCCGUGGCGGCUCUAGCAAGUGGCAUACUAUCUAUAAUCUUACUGCCGUCUCCACCACCAGAUAUGGCCAAGUCUGUAUCAGCUACUGGAGGAGGCUUUCAUUAA
This is a messenger RNA of Lathyrus sativus (Indian pea), 1572 nucleotides long. The record is from the annotation of a GenBank genome assembly. NCBI's taxonomy places the organism in Eukaryota, Viridiplantae, Streptophyta, Magnoliopsida, Fabales, Fabaceae.